This is a messenger RNA of Glycine soja, 594 nucleotides long. RefSeq lists its product as uncharacterized. The coding region runs from base 1 to 594 and encodes 197 amino acids. NCBI's taxonomy places the organism in Eukaryota, Viridiplantae, Streptophyta, Magnoliopsida, Fabales, Fabaceae. The record is from RefSeq and is a predicted model, not a curated record. The transcript has a single exon.
AUGGUGCCAUCAAAGAAAGAUAAGGAGCGAUGUUUUGCUUGGUUUCUUGACAUCUUUAAUAAGCUGGAGAUCACCAUUCCCUUUAGAGAGGCCUUACAGCAGACACCUUUGUAUACCAAAUUUCUGAAGGACCUCUUCACAAAGAAAGGGAAAUAUAUCAAUAAUGAGAGCAUCAUGGUGGAAGGAAAUUGCAGUGUUGUGAUCCAGAAGAACUCACCAAAGAAAUUCAAAGACCCAAGAAAUGUAACCAUCCCAUGCUCUAUUGGGGAUGUGUCAGUGGGUAAAGCUCUCCUUGAUUUGGGGGCAAGCAUUAAUCUAAUGCCCUUAUCUAUGUGCCGGAGAAUUGGGAAUCUGAAGAUUGCUUCCACUAGAAUGACGCUUCAGCUAGCAGACCAUUCGAUCAGCAUACCAUAUGGUGUAGUUGAAGACGUCCUUAUCAAGGUUCACCAAUUCACUUUUCUGGUGGACUUUGUGAUGAUGGAUAUAGAAGAGGACUUUGAUAUUCCUCUAAUAUUGGGUCAUUUAUUCGUGCUUACUGCAAAAUGUUUUGUGGACAUGGGGAAUGGUAACUUAGAGAUGAGUAUGGAGAACUAG